Molecule: messenger RNA, 513 nt
Organism: Lactuca saligna
Lineage: Eukaryota; Viridiplantae; Streptophyta; Magnoliopsida; Asterales; Asteraceae
Source: the annotation of a GenBank genome assembly
AUGUUCAACUUUAGAUAUGUGAACAAGAAGUUUAGCAAUCAAUACAAGGCAACAGUAGGAGUCGAUUUCUUGACAAAAGAAGUGGAAUUUGAGGAUAAGCUCUUCACUCUACAGUGCAAAAAUGAGGAAGAAGUUGUUGCUGUGAUUGCUCAUGAACCUGGUCACUGGAAACUGAAUCACACAAUGUACUUCUUCAUUGCUAUUCAGUUAGUUUUGGAUUUGAUACUCAACCAGUUCUCAUUGGACUCAUAUUAUUCCAGUUGGGCAAGAUUGAAGUUCUCAGGGAUCAUAGAGUUGAUGAUAUCAAAUUCAAUAUUUUUGGCAUUCCCACUUAUUUUGCUAACCAGCGUGAGGUUGAUACUCAUGUAUCAGAUCAUUAAUGCAAUCAUGAGUGGGAGAGAUGUUCUUGUGAUCAUGGUUGCUGGUGGAGGCAAAAGUCUAUGCUAUCAACUUCCAUCUGGUUUACAUCAUGGAAUUGCUCUUGUUGUUAGUCCUUUACUUUCUCUUAUUUAG